GGACUUCACGCUAAUCUUAACAAAAUGGCGACUGUUGUUGUUGCAGCGCAGCGUCAGUGAAUAAAUCCGUUAAUCAUUUCGGUACAUUUCUGUACUCACUGGAAAAGAACAAAACCAAAACGAACUAAAAAAAAAAAGCCCAAGCACCACAGGGUUCGUCUCCGCCCGGGCUGAAAUGAAAGGUAAAGAGCGGUCGCCGAUUAAAAAACGUUCCCGGGCCUUGGACGAUAUUCGAGACAGGGGAGGAUGCCACCCGACCAGUAAGAAAAUGGGGGCUCUGUCGGUUUCCAGUGGGAGUAAUAACGGGAACAGUUCGACCAAAAGCGACGGGGGCUCGACGAGACGGAGUCUGCUCGGUGACAAAAGAGACAGAGACUUUGACGGUCACAGUCGGACUGGAAACAACCACAGCUGCCUGCCCGCUGCCGUGAGUAAAAACCACAGCCUGAGUCUGGAGUCGUCGUCACCCAGGUCCGCUUCACGGGUGGAGCAGCGGAUUCAGCCUCCCAGCGCCGAGAGUGAGUACAAAACGCUCAAAAUCAGCGACCUCGGCACUCAGCUGAGCGACGAGGACGUAGAGGACGGACUCUUCCACGAGUUUAAAAAAUUCGGCGACGUCAGCGUCAAAAUCAGCCGCAGCAACGACGAGCGAGUAGCGUUUGUGAACUUCAGAAAGCCGGAGGACGCCAGGGCGGCCAAGCACGCCCGAGGCCGGCUGGUGCUGUACGACCGGCCGCUGAAGAUCGAGGCGGUCUACAUGACCCGGAGAAGGAGCCGCUCGCCCGUGGAGAGGGACGUGUUCGGGGCCGCUCAGAGCCACAGACACUUGCAGAGGCCCCUCUCUCCCACCGGACUCGGGUACAGAGACUACCGGCUGCAGCAGCUGGCUCUGGGUCGGCUCCCCCCACCCCCGCCACCCCCCCUGGCCCGAGAGUUGGAGCGGGACAGGGAGUUCGCCCUGUUCGAGGCCAGGGCUCGUCCUGCUUUCAUCGCGGAGCGUGCUCCCUUUCGUGAAGAGGACUUCAUAUCUCCAGAAGAUGACCAAAGAGCUAACAGGACGCUGUUUUUAGGCAACCUGGACAUAAACGUUACAGAAGCAGACCUGAGGAGGGCCUUUGACAGGUUUGGGGUCAUCACAGAAGUGGACAUUAAGAGACCCACCCGAGGACAAACCAACACAUAUGGGUUUCUGAAAUUUGAGAACCUCGACAUGGCUCAUCGUGCCAAACUGAGCAUGUCUGGCAAAAUAGUGGGCCACAACCCCAUAAAGAUAGGUUAUGGAAAACCUAUGCCUACUACACGUCUAUGGGUGGGUGGUCUGGGACCCUGGGUUCCUUUAGCUGCAUUGGCCAGAGAGUUUGACCGCUUUGGCACCAUCAGGACCAUAGACUACAGAAAAGGGGACACCUGGGCUUAUAUUCAGUAUGAAAGUUUAGAUGCUGCACAAGCAGCCUGGACACACAUGAGGGGCUUCCCACUAGGUGGACCAGAGAGACGACUCAGGGUGGACUUUGCAGAUACUGAGCAUCAUUACCCGCAGCAGUUCCUGCAGCCUCUCCCCAUACCUCCGUUUGACAUGGUGGCUGAAACUUUUGUCCACCGUGCAACACCUGAAGCUCUCCGUGUCAGAGAUCGGACUCCACCCCCACUUCACUUUAGAGACAGAGAACUCUUUCCUGGAGCCGAGUGGUCUAACCCAGCUAUACGUGAACGGGUUCGAGCUUCUCUCUUUGAGCCUUUGGAACAUUUGGACCGGGAGAGGCGACCUCGGGAGCCCUGGUCUUUGGAGCGAGAGCUUCAGGGACGAGAACCUGCACGAAAACGGCGCUUAAUGGAGGAUGGACGUCAUCUAGACCUUUCUCCUGACAGCACUGAAAGGACAGUAAGACGGAGACGUGCUUCUCCGGAUGGCAGUCCUGGAGACGGCAGUAGAGACGGUGGGCGCUUCAGUGAUACAGAGCGCCCAGUGAGGGGUGAGAAAGCCUCACCCGCGAGAGAACGCCACAGCAGCUUGGAAAAAGCGGUGGCUGAGCGGAGGCCUAAAACCCAGGGUCUCUCAGACAAAGGAGCUUCAAGCAGCACAGUUGCAUCAGGCGGAGAACGCAAACGUAAAGCAGGUGAUGGCAAAGGACCCACUAAGAGAGAACGUUCUGAAAACAGCUCCAAGGGCGGUCAGCCAUCCAAGUCUGAUGGAACCAGACUCGGUUUAGCUUGGCAUGGCAUGCUGCUUCUGAAGAACAGCAACUUCCCAGCUAACAUGCACCUGCUACAGGGCGACCACAACGUAGCCAACGACCUGCUCAUCGACAGCACCACAGGACGGCAGGUGAGCGAGCUGAAGAUCACACAGCGACUCCGUCUGGACCAGCCCAAGCUCGACGAAGUCUCUCGGCGUAUCAAAGUAGCGGGUUCCAGCGGCUACGCCGUCCUGCUGGCAGUUCCUGGAAAUACAGAGGAGACGUCCUCCGACUCUGCAGCCUCAACCCAACGGCCACUUCGUAACCUGGUGUCCUACCUCAAUCAGAAACAAGCAGCUGGAGUCAUCGGCCUGCCUGUGGGAGGUAGCAGAGAUAAAGACAACUCGGGGGUUCUUCAUGCUUUCCCCCCUUGUGAUUUCUCCCAGCAGUUUUUGGAUUCCUCUGCUAAAGCUUUGGCAAAAAGCAAAGAUGACUAUCUGGUCAUGAUUGUGGUUCGUGGUGCACCAUAGAAAAGAAACGACCAUACACUAAGAUCAAGUGGAAUUAAAAAAAAAAAAAAAUCUGCUCUAUGUCAGUAAAACUUGCAUGCUGUGUGUUCUGCAUCUUGGGGUACAGUAGUAUGGUUUUUGAUUGUAUGUUGCCACCUCAUCCACUAAAAGGACUCUCAAACUGAAAAGGUUGAGUUAUUUAUUUUUUUUAACAAUACUUUUUAGUAGGUGAAUGAGUUUAAUAACCAUUGCAAACCUUCUGUAAGUCAAGCUUCUGUAAAAAAAAAAAAAAAAAGUUAUAUUUUUUGGAGUUUGGAUUCAGUUAAAUGCUGUAGCCUAUUUAACUGCAUUUACAACAAAAUGUUACCUUUCCCAGUUGUAAGGGAGGUCAAAGGUAGCCCUUCAACACUUGCUGACAUUAACAUGUCCACUACAAUGAAACCGCCUAUUAUGAGUGUCGAAGCCACAUUCCUUUCACAAUGUUAAGCAUCUAGUUCAGACUUUUAGAAGUGGGGUUCUGUGGAUAAGUUGUUAACACUAAUGUCUCACCUGUUGGUAACUGCUUUUGAACAGCCUCGAUUUGGACAAAGAUGGUUUAAUGUUGACCAGAUCAAUAAGCUAACAGCUAAUCCAAGCAGGGCUAAGUGCUUUGCUGUUUUUUUAAACAACUCCAGUCUCAUGUUUUUCUUAACGGUUCAUGCAAACACUGUUCUAAAUGGUUCUGUUGCUGUCAGCUCUGCAUUACGUGGCAGAAAUAUUAUUGAUGUAACUUUCCCGUAAAGCUUCUGCCACUAGUUGUGGCACUUGCAAAUAACUAAUAUUACAUAAGUACAUAUGUAUGUAAAAAAAAAAAAAAAAGUUGCAUUUGCAGGAAUUGCUAUGAAAUAUGGAUAAAGUUAUUUUUAUGGCGGCAGCAACUCUUUCGUCGUGGCCUCUCAGACUUGUUGGCUCAUUGGUCUCGUCAAAAUCAACCUCUAUUUCUCCAAACUGUGAUUGUUCAAAAAUCUAACGCAGCAGGUCUUUGAUUGUCCAGAACCUUUUCACAGAACCUGUAAAAAAAAAAAAAAAAACCUGAACUAUCCCUUUAACCAAAAAAAAAA
This is a messenger RNA of Nematolebias whitei (Rio pearlfish), 3786 nucleotides long. It is a transcript of the gene rbm15, whose product is annotated as RNA binding motif protein 15. The record is from RefSeq and is a predicted model, not a curated record. Lineage: Eukaryota; Metazoa; Chordata; Actinopteri; Cyprinodontiformes; Rivulidae. Gene Ontology annotation, molecular function: mRNA binding. Gene Ontology annotation, biological process: regulation of alternative mRNA splicing, via spliceosome. The coding region runs from base 176 to 2707 and encodes 843 amino acids. The transcript has a single exon. Gene Ontology annotation, cellular component: nucleus.